This is a messenger RNA of Gavia stellata (red-throated loon), 1597 nucleotides long. It is a transcript of the gene MECR, whose product is annotated as mitochondrial trans-2-enoyl-CoA reductase. Gene Ontology annotation, molecular function: trans-2-enoyl-CoA reductase (NADPH) activity. The coding region runs from base 92 to 991 and encodes 299 amino acids. The transcript has 10 exons. Gene Ontology annotation, biological process: fatty acid metabolic process. Gene Ontology annotation, cellular component: mitochondrion. The record is from RefSeq and is a predicted model, not a curated record. NCBI's taxonomy places the organism in Eukaryota, Metazoa, Chordata, Aves, Gaviiformes, Gaviidae.
GCUCUAUGAGCGGCACGGAGAGCCCUCGGCCGUCGUGCAACUAAAGGACAUCGAGGUGGCUGAGCUGGGGGACUCCGAUGUCCACGUCAAGAUGUUGGCAGCCCCCAUCAAUCCCGCUGACAUCAAUAUGAUCCAAGGGACCUACGCCAUCCUGUCCCCGCUGCCGGCCGUGGGAGGGAACGAAGGCGUCGGGGAAGUGGUGGAGGUCGGGCGACGCGUGGCGGCUCUGAAACCCGGCGACUGGGUCGUCCCGGCCGGUGCCGGACUCGGGACGUGGCGGACGCAGGGGGUGUUCCCCGAGGAGACGCUAAUGAAGGUGCCCAGCGACAUCCCGGUGCUGUGCGCCGCCACCCUGAGCGUCAACCCCUGCACGGCGUACCGCAUGCUGGCCGACUUCGAGACCCUGGCGCCAGGUGACUCCGUCAUCCAGAACGCCGCCAACAGCGGCGUGGGCCAGGCUGUUAUCCAGAUCGCCAAAGCCUCCGGCGUCAAGACCAUCAACGUGGUGAGGGAGAGACCCGAUCUCCCAAAGCUGGUGGAGAGGCUGAAGGCCCUGGGCGCAGACCACGUCGUCACGGAGGAGAUGCUGAGGAAGCCGGAGAUGAAAGAUGUAUUUAAGAGCAUCCCGAAGCCCCGGCUCGCCCUGAACUGUGUUGGAGGCAAAAGCACUACGGAGAUGCUGCGGCACCUGCAACCCAAAGGGACCAUGGUCACCUACGGGGGGAUGGCAAAGCAGCCCGUGAUGGUGCCUGUGAGCGCGUUCAUCUUCCGGGACGUGCGGCUCCGCGGCUUCUGGAUGACCCAGUGGAGGAAGGACCACGCACAAGACCAGGAGAGCCUGGCCGGCAUGAUGGACGCCUUGUGCCAGCUCAUCCGCAGCGGGCAGCUCACCGCGCCGGCCUGCACCGAGGUCCCGCUCCAGGACUACAAGGCAGCGCUGGAGGCAGCCAUGAAGCCUUUCACGUCCUCGAAGCAGAUCCUCCUCUUCUGACCUGCAGCUCCUGGGUGGCAGCGGGCUGAUCCCAGUGCUGCUCCACUGCAGCCAAACUUUCCCUUGCUGCCUUGUCUGCAGACGAGAUGCUUAGGGGGGAAAAACCCCUCCAGAUCCAUUGAUUUUCCCUUUUUUUUUUUUUUUCCCCUAAACUUUCAGAUGCCCACUUAAAGAUUGAAGAGCCUCUGCAGCUUUGCAUGGACGGCAGCGUGCGUAAUUGCCUCUGGAGGGAGGCUGCAGUCUCGCUUUAGCUGGGGAGAGUUUGGGUGCAAGAGAAAGCUCAGGGACCCGGGGACGGCGGCUCGCUCGGCUCAGGGUGUCAAAAAACCCACAGUUCCCUCUCGCACCUCUUUUUGGGGCUGGGGGGGCUGCGCCGCCGCCUCCUGCUUGGCUUAGCAGCUGGCAAUGUUGUUCUGCUAGUUGCACUGUCCUUCCAGGUGAUUUUUGGCUGCUUUUGGGUGACUUUGCAGGGUAGCGCGGGGCUGGUCGCUGCCCUUCUCCCAGCCGGCACGGCUGCCACUGCAGCCCCCGAGCCACCUCCAUGUUCCCCCCUCCAGGUUCAGCAGCCAAGUGCCCCCAGGCUGGGGGCACUCCCCACAUUGAACU